Messenger RNA from Ipomoea nil (Japanese morning glory), 930 nucleotides. RefSeq names its product GDSL esterase/lipase At4g10955-like. The record is from RefSeq and is a predicted model, not a curated record. Lineage: Eukaryota; Viridiplantae; Streptophyta; Magnoliopsida; Solanales; Convolvulaceae. The coding region runs from base 1 to 930 and encodes 309 amino acids. Gene Ontology annotation, biological process: lipid metabolic process. The transcript has a single exon.
AUGGUGGUCGCUGCAAGCUUGAUAAAAGCAGUAACCGAUUUAGAAACAGAACGCCAAAAAGGGGGGCAGCUUUGCCUUUCCGACGAGUCUGUUAGUCAACGGUGGAGCAUAUACGGGUUCGAUUUGAGCGGAGACAUGGUUCUAAGAGACCCUCACGAUAACUCCAUUUUCGGAGCAAUCUUUCAUCGGAAAUCCACCGGAGAUCCACCGCCCAAGUUCGCAAUCGCUUUUCGUGGAACAAUGCUUCGCAAAGCCACCGCCAUGGAGGACAUAGUAAACGAUUGCGACUACAUCUUCAACGGCCUCCACGAGUCGACUAGGGUGGAUAUGGGGCUCACUGCCGUCAAGAUUCUUCUGGAAAACGUCUCUGAAAAUGGCGUGUGGUUAACUGGUCACUCUUUGGGCGCCGCCAUCGCUUUAACGAUUGGCAGGACAUUGGUGCUAUCGAUGAAUACUUAUCUGGACACGUAUCUGUUUAACCCCCCGAUUAAGAGUCUUCUUGACUGUAGAGCGGGAGUGAAGGUGAAGAACAGCCUCAAAUCCGUAAUUAUUGCUCGGUCCGACAAAAAAAUUGUCAGUAUGGACGACAUAGUAGCUCUAUCAAAAUGGAUUCCAAAUUUGUUCAUCAAUGAAUUUGAUUGGUUCUGCAAUGACUACGUUAGUCACUUUGAAUUCAUUAAAAAGAUGGAGGACUCAGGUCCUGCCGGGGAAGAGGAUUGGACGGUGGCAAUGAAUUCAUUGAGAUCGUUGGUUUCCAAUUUAUUUGGAAAUUAUUCCCAGCCAUCAUACCUCAUCCCUUCUGCCCAUCUCACUAUAAAUUCCAGGCACCCAGCUGAAGGUUCAAUGGAAGCGCAUAGGCUCCGGCAAUGGUUAAAUUCUGAAUUACAGCAGCUUCGCCACCGGCGCUAUGUAAGCUUUCAGGCAAAUUAA